CUCAUCUCUCACAAAACUCUACUACCUCCACACAACCAACCUCCCCCUCCCUCCUUCAUUAUCACGCCUCUCUUUCUCUCUCUCUCCCCUCGCUCACGACCAAACAAUCUCCUUCUCUCUCCCACCCACCGACUCGUGCAUCUUCUUGCUACUGUAUUUGUAUUUCGAGCGUUUUUCUCUCCCCCACAAAGCUCACCACGUGCUGAACGUGGCUUUUCACAUCGGCGAUGUCUGAAUUUCUCGGGUAUGCUGGACGUGGUCAUUGAAGCCUGCCUACGCCCGCUUACGCAGCCAUAGGUCUCGCAUUUCCCUCAUCUCCAAAAGCGAUAUUCGCUAUGUUGGCACUCUACAUGAAAUCAACUCGGACGAGUCGACAGUAUCACUUGAAAAUGUGAGGUCAUUCGGUACCGAAGGUCGUAAAGGCCGACCUGAAGAAGAGAUUGCCUCCUCCGACCAAGUCUACGAGUACAUUGUAUUCCGAGGCAGCGACGUGAAGGAUCUACGAAUUGAGGACCAUCCCAACAUCAAGGAGAACAAGCCUCCAGCUGUGCCCGAUGAUCCAGCCAUCGUUGGCACUCGAGCUCGCCCUGGAGCCCAAGGGCCUAACCAAAAUGCUCCACCAGGAGGACCGGCUGCUUUCGGCCCAGGCCAAGGACCCUACCCACCCAACAACUUCUACGGAGGCCCACCACCAGGAAAUUGGGGUCGUGGUGCUCCAGGACCUGGCCCAGGCCCUAACUUUGGGAACAUGCCGUAUCCUCCUCCUCCUGGCUGGUUCCCUCCUGGUCAGGGAUUUCCGGGCGGUUCAGGUGGACCCAACGGCCCCGGAGGUCCUGGAGGUCCCGCACCUUGGCAGAAUGAGUAUCAUGUUCCAUUCGCUGGUCCUGGUGCUCCUGGACCUAACGCACCCGUUGAAGUUGCCGCGAACCAACGAGCCACGUCAGGCUCUGGUCCCUCACAAGAUGCGAAGCCAGCUCCUAUUGGACCUGGCGCCGAUCGAGCCAAGCAAGCCACUCCCAGCGGACAGGCAGCACCUCCCACGGAACCCAAAUCGCUGGCUCAAGGCGUGCGACAACCCUCUCAUGCCCCUACACCACCUGUCGAGUCGAAACCCUCGGUUGAGGAAGUCAAGCAGACUGCUGCGAGUCUAGCAGCCAACGGCCAAGCAAGACCUGAGGACAUCAGCAAGGCUACUCCUACUGGACCAAGGAAUCACCGGGUCAACCCUGUUAUUCCUUUGACAGGUUCUGCUGCCAAGCCCUUCUCUCUACCGGGCGCAGGAGGUGAUGCUGCCAGCAAGGCUCCAGCAGCCACUGCACCACCAAAUGUUCAGGAUGCCACCAACGCUGCUAGGGCUGCGGUCGCUGUUGCUAUGGCCCAACUGGGCAACAACAGUGGCAACGCGAUGGACAACUUGACGAACAAAGUCAACGAGAUGAGGGUCAGCGCUGUCCGAGGGGGGGCAGCUAACAGAGGACGAGGCCGUGGUGGACGUCCUGCUGCCGCCAAGGUCGCGGUUCCCGACUCGGACUUCGACUUUGCCCAGUCUAAUGCCAAAUUCAACAAGCAAGAUGUUGUUAAGGAGGCUGUUGCCGGAUCUCCUCUGGAGACACCCGAAAACCCUGCUGUCACCGAGCAGCCCGAGAUCUCAACUACGACUGACGAUGCUGCUGUUGCCUACAACAAGUCGAGAUCGUUCUUUGACAACAUCUCCAGCGAAUCCAGAGAGCGAACCGAAAACGGAGGCCAGAAGCCCGGUGGUCGCGAAUGGAGGGGCGAGGAGCAGCGCAAGAACAUGGAGACCUUUGGUCAGGGCAGUGUUGAUGGUGCUUAUCGCAACUACCGUGGCCGAGGCCGUGGUCGUGGUCGGGGCGGUCGUGGCUAUGGCCGCGGUGGACGAGGUGGAAACCGUCCUCAGUAUCAAAACACGCCUGCUCAGCAAUAAUCGGUCGCGACGUCACCGGCCAGUAUAAUACGAAUUGAGCUAUGUCAGCCAUGUCGAAGGCACUACGAGGCUCGGCGGUGCGCCACUACGUCGAAUAUGACUACGAGCCGAUACAGGUUUCAUAAUUGCUCGUAACAUGUAUCACAAAUUUCCUACUUUUGGGACGAUUGCAUUUCUGCUGUUUUACACAAGCGAAACACGGUUCCCUACCGUUCUUGGGGUUUGAACGGGUUUAGGGCAUGGAGGGUUGGCUCUCUAUAAGAACGAGGCCUGGAGUUAGGAUUGAAUUGGAAGCGGGCGGAAUUGGAGGCCCUUUCGCAUAGCAGGCUACAAAAGGAACUUGUUUUGCCCUUUUUGAAUUGCAGACUUAAAAAACACAAAGGACGGCCUGGCACGGCCUGGCGCUGGUGGCUAUGAAGACGGAAGCCUAGUUAAUGAGGCGACGAAAGCUCAUGAUGAUGCAAAUAAAACUAGGAAAUGGAGCUUGAUACACAUCAGAAGUACACACAACUCAGAGAGGAAUGAGGCACCUGACAUGAAUACAACCAAUGAUUCAAGCUCAAACAAAGUUGAUGCACUUCUCUUGUGAUGAAUGCCGUGGCUACUUGCUCAAACUUUUCCAUGAGCAUGAUACUAUUUCGUGAAUGUAUUGAGAGUUAAAAGCGGUAUUUGCUCCUAACUCGACAACGUCGAAUAAUUACUUUGGACUCUCCUUGAC
This is a messenger RNA of Fusarium verticillioides 7600, 2663 nucleotides long. RefSeq lists its product as hypothetical. NCBI's taxonomy places the organism in Eukaryota, Fungi, Ascomycota, Sordariomycetes, Hypocreales, Nectriaceae. The coding region runs from base 749 to 1945 and encodes 398 amino acids. The record is from RefSeq and is a predicted model, not a curated record. The transcript is spliced from 3 exons. Gene Ontology annotation, molecular function: mRNA binding. Gene Ontology annotation, biological process: cytoplasmic stress granule assembly; P-body assembly. Gene Ontology annotation, cellular component: P-body.